This is a messenger RNA of Cavenderia fasciculata, 4698 nucleotides long. It is a transcript of the gene rpb2, whose product is annotated as RNA polymerase II core subunit. NCBI's taxonomy places the organism in Eukaryota, Evosea, Eumycetozoa, Acytosteliales, Cavenderiaceae. Gene Ontology annotation, molecular function: DNA-directed RNA polymerase activity; DNA binding; ribonucleoside binding. Gene Ontology annotation, biological process: DNA-templated transcription; intein-mediated protein splicing. Gene Ontology annotation, cellular component: RNA polymerase II, core complex. The transcript has 4 exons. The record is from RefSeq and is a predicted model, not a curated record. Bases 1 to 4698 code for a protein of 1565 amino acids.
AUGGCAGAAUAUAAUAUGAAUGAUGAUGAGGAUAUGAUCAAUGGAAGUGAGGAAAUUGUUCAAGAGGAUGCAUGGACAGUUAUUAGUUCCUACUUUCAAGAAAAGGGUCUUGUAAGACAACAAUUAGAUUCCUUUGAUGAAUUUAUUCAAAAUACUAUGCAAGAUAUUAUCGAUGAAUCACCUCCAAUCACUCUCAAACCAGAAACUCAACAUCAACCUGGUCAAUCACAAGCUCAUAAUUAUACAACAUUUUCAAUUAAAUUUGGUCAAAUUUAUUUAUCUAAACCAACAAGUGAUAUUGAUGGUUUGACACAAUCGAUUACACCCAAUCAAGCACGUAUUCGUAAUUUAACAUAUUCAGCACCAUUGUAUGUCGAUAUUACCAAGACACUGACAACAAAGCAAUCGGUCGAGGAAGAGGCAUUGGAAAAGAUUUUCAUUGGAAAGGUGCCAAUCAUGUUGAGAUCGAAAUAUUGUAUUCUAUCUGGUGAUGGUGACACGAGUGACACUGAUUUGGCUAUGAUGGGUGAAUGCCCAUUUGACCAAGGUGGUUAUUUUGUGAUUAACGGCUCUGAAAAGGUGCUGAUUGCUCAGGAAAAGAUGUCACACAACCACGUCUAUGUCUUUAAAAAGACACCUCCCUCUAAAUACUCGUACGUUGCUGAAAUCCGUUCCUGUCAAGAGACUGGUAGCAGACCCACCUCGACAAUGUACGUCAAGAUGCUCCAAAAGUCGUCCAAGGGCCCAUCAGGUAUCAAGGCCACCAUCCCAUACAUCAAGAUGGAUGUACCCAUCGUCGUCAUCUUUCGUGCCCUCGGUUUUGUCGCCGACAAGGAUAUUUUGGAACACAUUUGCUACGAUUUCUCUGAUGCUCAGUUGAUGGACUUGAUGCGUCCCUCUUUGGAAGAAUCGUUUGUCAUUCAAAACCAAGAGGUUGCUCUCGAUUAUCUCGGUAAGCGUGGUAGCACCGUCGGAACACGUGACCAUCGUAUCAAAUUUGCUCGUGAAGUCUUGCAAAAGGAAAUGCUUCCUCACGUCUCGGUCGAAGAGUACUUUGAAACCAAAAAGGCUUACUAUUUCGGUUACAUUGUUCACAGACUCUUAUUGGCUGCCCUCGAACGUCGUCCACUCGAUGAUCGUGAUCAUUUUGCAAACAAGAGACUUGAUCUUGCCGGUCCACUUCUAGGUACACUUUUCCGUCAACUAUUCAAAAAAUUAACGAAAGAUGUUAGAAUGUGGUUACAAAGAUGUAUUGAUAAAGGAAAAGAAUUUACACCAAUUAGUGCAAUUAAACCAAAGACUAUUACAUCUGGCCUUAAAUAUUCAUUGGCUACUGGUAAUUGGGGUGCAGCUCAUUCAGGUGCUAGAGCUGGUGUCGCUCAGGUAUUGAAUAGAUUGACGUUUGCUUCGACCUUGUCUCAUUUGAGACGUCUCAAUACUCCCAUUGGAAGAGAGGGUAAGUUGGCCAAGCCACGUCAGCUCCACAACACUCAUUGGGGUAUCGUGUGUCCAUCCGAGACACCCGAAGGUCAAGCCUGUGGUCUCGUCAAGAAUUUGGCCAUGAUGGCCUAUAUUUCCGUCGGCAGUGCGUCCGAGCCCAUUUUAGAGUUUCUCGAAGAGUGGUCGACUGAAAACCUCGAGGAAAUCACCGAUCCGUCGUCCAUCUUAAACGCCACCAAGAUUUUCGUCAACGGUAUGUGGGUCGGUAUCAACAAGCAACCCGACCAUCUCCUCAAGACUCUCCGUACACUCAGAGGCUGUGGUGAUGUGUCUGUCGAAGUUUCAAUCGUUCGUGAUAUCCGUGAAAAGGAGAUCCGUCUCUACACCGACGCCGGUCGUUGUUGUCGUCCACUGUUUGUCGUACGUGACUCCAAGUUGCUCAUCAAAAAGUCGCAUAUCCAAAACUUGAUUGUCAACCCCGACUACAAGUGGAUGGAUCUCAUCACCAGCGGUCUCAUCGAGUACAUUGAUACCGAAGAAGAAGAGACUGUUAUGAUUGGUAUGAAUCCAAGUGAUUUGAUCCAAUCGCACACUGAAACCGUCACACACAACUACACACAUUGUGAGAUUCAUCCAUCGAUGAUUCUCGGUAUUUGUUGCUCGAUUAUUCCCUUCCCCGAUCACAACCAGUCGCCAAGAAACACCUACCAGUGUCUCAGCAUCGACGAGCAGGUCACCAUGGCCGACGGCAGCAAGCGUGCCAUCAAGGACGUCAAGGUCGGCGAGUACGUCGUCACCUUCCAUCCACAGACCAUGGUACAGAGCACCACCCGUGUUGUCAACCAAUACGUCCGUCCAACCGACAAGCCCAUCCGUCGCAUCACCACCGUCUCGGGCCGUGCCAUUACCGCCACCCACGACCAUCUUUUCAUGACCGAGCGUGGAUGGACGCCCGUCCACAAGUUUGAUCGUCAAACGACUACCCUUGCCAUCAGUUUGCUCAACCAGUCCUCCAAAUAUAACGAUUCACAACACCAACAAAUCGACGCAUCCCACCUCGUCUCUGCCAAGAACAAUGUCUUGGCCAAGCAAUUAAAGUCAAUGGGAUUGUUACCACUCAGUGGUCAGAAAUUAGAAAUUGUUGCAAAGAUGUAUGGUUACAUGACUUCGACAAAACAAGUCUCCUCUUCCGAACAACCAAUCAUUUUCUCUAGUAAAAUGUCAGCUAUUGAAUUUAAAAAUGAUUUGAUCAAUUUGGAUUUGAUUCAAGAAAAAAACAACAGCAACAACAAUUGUACAUUGAAAAAAUUAAAAGAAGGAAAAUUAAAGGGUCUAUGGUCAUUAGAGUUUGAAAAUCAAUCAACUUUGAUCAACCUCUUGUCAUCCUUGCAAGAUGGAUCAUCACAACAACAACAGGUUCCACAAUGGAUAUCCAACUCUUCAUCAAAAUCAAUCAAGUCUUCUUAUCUUUCGGCGUUGCAAGCUGGUGGAGAAAGUGGAACAUUAUACACUACAGACAAUCAACAUUAUAUUAAACAAAUUGAAUCAUUGUAUAAAGAUCUUUCAAUACAAGUAGAAAUCACCGAAUCUCAACAACAAUAUCAAAUCAAAUUAAAAUUACAACCACAAAAUAUCAUCAAUUACUUUACAACAAUUUCCACCGCCUACAAUUACAACAAAUUAAUAGAAAUUGGCCUUACCUCUGAAUAUCUCAGAUACCAACAAUUCAACAGCAACAACAAAUCAUCUGUUGUUUCACUCUCUGAAUGGAAAUCUACUGUCCAAGUCAAGGGUUACUCUGUGUUUGUACCAAUUGCAUCGAUUGACGAGAUGGACAACUGUUUGAUUGCCGAUAUCACCACUGAAUCCGAGAACCACUCGUUUAUUGGUGGAGACAACUUCCUCGUGCACAACAGUGCUAUGGGUAAGCAGGCUAUGGGAGUCUACAUUACCAACUACCAACUACGUAUGGAUACUAUGGCACAUGUGCUCUUUUACCCACAAAAGCCACUCGUUACCACCCGUUCCAUGGAGUACUUGCAUUUCAGAGAGUUGCCAGCCGGUCAAAACGUGUGUGUCGCCAUUGCCUGUUACUCUGGCUACAACCAAGAAGAUUCUGUCAUUCUCAAUCAAUCGGCCAUCGACAGAGGUAUGUUUAGAAGUAUGUUUUACCGUUCGUACAAGGACGAGCAAAAGAAGCAGACAUCAUUGAUGGAAGAGACCUUUGAAAAGCCCGAUCGUGAUACUACAGUCGGUAUGCGUCACGGAUCCUACGAAAAGAUUGAUGAAGAUGGUUUGGUUGCCCCAGGUAUCCGUGUCACUGGUGAUGAUAUUAUCAUUGGUAAGACCACCCCACUCCCACCACAAGAAGACGAGCUCGGUCCCAAGACACGUCGUCAAAGCAAAAAGGACAGUUCCACUGCUAUGCGUUCCUCUGAGAAUGGUGUUGUUGAUCAGGUUGUCCUCACCACCUCUGGUGAUGGUCUCAAGUUCACCAAGGUACGUGUCCGUUCCAUGCGUACCCCACAGAUUGGUGACAAGUUUUCAUCGCGUCACGGACAAAAGGGUACCUGUGGUAUGGCAUAUCGUCAAGAAGAUCUUCCAUGGACCGUCGAAGGUGUCGUUCCCGAUAUUAUCGUCAAUCCACAUGCUAUUCCAUCACGUAUGACUAUUGGUCAGUUGAUUGAAUGUCUGCUCGGUAAGGUGUCUGCCAGCACUGGUGAUGAAGGUGACGCCACACCAUUCACCGAUGUCACUGUUGAAGCCAUUUCCCAAGCACUCCACAAGAUUGGCUACCAGAUGACCGGUCAUGAAGUCAUGUACAACGGUCACACUGGUCGUAGAAUGGACGCUCAAAUCUUUAUCGGUCCAACCUACUACCAACGUCUCAAGCAUAUGGUCGAUGACAAGAUUCACUCUCGUUCCAGAGGUCCAGUCCAAAUUCUCACCCGUCAACCCGUAGAAGGUCGUUCCAGAGAUGGUGGUCUUCGUUUCGGAGAGAUGGAGCGUGAUUGUAUGAUUUCUCACGGUGCCGCUCAAUUCCUCAAGGAACGUCUCUUUGACCAAUCUGACAGUUAUCGUGUCCACAUUUGCGAUAUCUGUGGUCUCAUUGCCAUUGCCAAUCUCAGAAAGAACUCUUUUGAAUGCAGAAGAUGCAAGAACAAGACUCAAAUCUCUCAAGUUAAAAUCCCAUACGCCGCCAAAUUAUUGUUCCAAGAACUUAUGGCAAUGUCUAUUGCUCCAAGAAUGUUUACUUAA